AGACUGAUGGCCAACGGUCCGUGGGCGUGACGUCUGAGGCUGAGACUAGCAGGCUGCUGACUAGCACCUUGACACUGUUUCUCAACUCCCGUCCCCAGCCUGUGGCAUUGAGGCUGUCCUUGGCAAUAAUGCUUAAAAAUGCACCACCUUCCCAGUCCCCUCCACCAUCUAUGAAAACUCAUCACAUCACAGAACGGUUUCUUCACAGUGGCAAAAUACAAAGUGUUAGCAGAAGUGAAGUGGUACUGGUGGCAGUUGCCAUGACUCUGUCAGGAGAUGUGUGUGUUGUGACGGGAGCAUGCGGGUUUCUAGGAAAAAAGCUGGUCAGACUGUUGCUGGAAGAGGAGAAGCUUGCUGAGAUCCGACUGCUGGAUAGAAACAUCCAGUCUGAGCUAAUACAGUCUUUUGAUGAUUGCAAGGGAAAGACUAAAGUGAGUGUUUUUGAGGGGGAUAUCAGGGACCAUGAGCUACUGAGAAGAGCCUGUAAAGGAGCAACACUUGUUAUCCACACUGCAUCACUCAUUGAUGUCAUUGGAGCAACUGAAUACAGUGAAUUAUAUGGAGUAAAUGUUAAAGGAACACAGGUGCUGCUCGAGACCUGCAUCCAAGAAAAUGUGGCUUCCUUAAUUUACACUAGCAGCAUUGAGGUGGCAGGUCCCAAUCCCCGCGGUGAUCCAAUCAUUAAUGGCAAUGAGGACACCCCUUACUCCUCCAGUCUUAAGUUUAACUAUAGUAAAACCAAGCAGGAAGCUGAACAGAUUUGCCUUCAGGCCAAUGGAGAGCUGCUCCGUAAUGGAGGUCAUCUGGCUACUUGUGCAUUGAGGCCCAUGUACAUCUAUGGACCAGGCUGUAGAUUUACUUUAGGCCACAUGAGGGAUGGAAUCCGCAAUGGAAAUGUGCUGCUGAGAAUGUCUCGACGUGAGGCAAAAGUGAAUCCUGUAUAUGUGGGAAACGCAGCCCUGGCACAUCUACAAGCAGGUCGGGCUCUCAAAGAUUCUCAGAAAAGGGCUGUGAUGGGUGGAAACUUCUAUUACAUCUCAGACGACACGCCACCUGUUAGCUACUCAGACUUUAACUAUGCUGUUCUUUCACCAUUAGGCUUGGGACAAGAGAGGCCCUUUCUGCCCUUCCCACUUCUGUAUCUCCUGUCAUUCCUCAUGGAAUUACUGCACGUUGUACUCCGACCUUUCCUGAAGUUCACUCCUCCCUUAAACAGGCAGCUACUGACCAUGUUAAACACACCCUUUAGUUUCUCAUAUCAAAAGGCUCAUAGAGAUUUUGGAUACAGCCCUCGCUAUGACUGGGACGAGGCACGUAAGCGCACUAGCAAUUGGUUAGCAUCUGUCUUACCUGCAGAGAGACAACGAAUUAACUUGAAAUAAAUUAAAAUCAUGUUUAUCAAUACCGUGCUACCUGUAUAAUCUAAGCAGCCAUAUUCUGCCUGAUGUUUUACAGUAAACUUUCCUUCUAAUUAGAUCCACAGUAGUCAAAAAAAUAAAAUAAAAUUGCUGUCUUAUGUUUUGAAUAAUGCAUGUUUGACAGUACAAAUAUAAAAUAAAUAAAAAUAAAAAAACCUUGGAAAUUACUGUAUAUUAUGUUUACACUUAUGUCACAAAUAGAAAUACAUAUCCAUAUAAAUGAAAAAAAAUAGUAAGUAUUAAUAAUAAAAAGUACUAAAAACUUAUUUUAUUACAAAAAAAUUAUUUCAGAAAUGAAGACAAACCAAGAAUCAAUUACAUUUAGGCACUACUUAAUGAAUUUAGAAAGGCUUGUAAAUAAACGACUGUAUAUUAAGGUAAUUUGUGGGCCUGCCUGUUUGAGUCUGUACAUUAUUACACUUGACUGUUGUUGUUGUUUUAGUGCUGAGGAUUUUCCAGUGACCCGUAUUGCAUGUUACAUUGUUAUGCCAAUAAAUGGCAACGAGUCUUUAUUCAUUUACUAACAUACAGAGAACAAGUCAUUUUGAGGAAACCUGCUAAGUUUCAUGAAUAUCUGAUGCUCAUAAGGCUACCAGUAAUUUCUAAACUAUCUGCCAUAUUAACUGAAAAAACGCAGUAAUACUAAUGUUGUUCAGAGUAUAAGGAAAUCUAAUCUAAUCAUUUUUAAUCAGUUAGAAUGAUAUUGCAUUGAACCAGCUUAUUUGUAGGAUUAUGGUGCGCUGAUAAUAUAUGUAGUAGACAUGAAAUAGGUAAUAUGUUUGCUUAUGUCAUGUGAUCAUGGUGAAAUGUCAGAAAUAUCAAUCUGUGCAGUAAAAGAAAUGUAGUAAGUACU
Cyprinus carpio (common carp) is the source of this 2271-nucleotide messenger RNA. Its product is annotated as 3 beta-hydroxysteroid dehydrogenase/Delta 5-->4-isomerase-like. Gene Ontology annotation, molecular function: 3-beta-hydroxy-Delta5-steroid dehydrogenase (NAD+) activity. The record is from RefSeq and is a predicted model, not a curated record. Gene Ontology annotation, biological process: steroid biosynthetic process. NCBI's taxonomy places the organism in Eukaryota, Metazoa, Chordata, Actinopteri, Cypriniformes, Cyprinidae.